Physcomitrium patens is the source of this 3275-nucleotide messenger RNA. RefSeq lists its product as uncharacterized. NCBI's taxonomy places the organism in Eukaryota, Viridiplantae, Streptophyta, Bryopsida, Funariales, Funariaceae. The record is from RefSeq and is a predicted model, not a curated record.
AUUCUAGCGCCUGUACAGGCUUUUGUUGGUUCCCUCUCCUUGAGGCUGGCAUCCUGGGCGCCGGAGCGCUUUUGCCGCUGCACACGCCCAAGUUAAGAACCGCGCUGCCAGUCUCAUUGAAGUUCACUCGCAGUACACCAGCAUCGCCCUCUCCUCCUACCCCCCCCCUGCGCUCCUCCUCAGACACUCUCAUAUUUUCUGCUCAAAGGAUUCUCUCGUCUUAAUCACUUUCUGGUCUGAUAGUGUGCAUGUGCGUUGAUGUGUAUAAUGUUGAGAUUGACCAACUCGUUGCGGCGUACGUCUGCCUGGUGUGAGGUUUCUCGAUAGGGUAAGUCUUGGAGACUGCCGAGCGUCAGGUUUGUUGCACGGUGCGUGAAUGGUAUUGGAUUUCGCUGGACCUUGGCGAAAGGUGUAGGUACGGUGGAUACAGGUUGCAGAAUUGGUGCCCAGCAGCUUGGGAGCAGCAGAUGGCAGAUGAGUGAAUCUGGACCAACAUUGUGAGGCCGAAUUAGACCUUCGCAGCAACCAUGUUCAACAAACUCAGCAAGUUUCGAUCCGGGGCACGCGGUCAUGCGCAGACGGACAGUAUCGACUACAGCAUCGAUACCAAGUCUCCGAGAUAUAGCAACGGUGUCAAGAAGGCCUCCAAGAAAAGUGCGCUGAGAGGCGAAGAUUUUGGUCAUUUAACAGACUCGGAGGUUUACUUUGCGGAAAGCCUGUUUCCUGUCAAGACGAGCAGCCCGGCACCGGUUAGGAAGCUGCAACGUAGUAGCCACACCAUUGACACUUCGCUACUACCAGCUGUGCUUGACAUGUACGAUAGGUCGUCCCCGAGGAGCCCUGUGAGCACUACUUGUGCCAAAAGUUACGAAAUUAUCAAGGAGCAGUCUCAGCCAAUAAGUAAGAAGAGUUGGAUAGCAGAAGUGACAAGUACACAUCAUUCCAAUGGAGACAGCAGAAGGAAGAGUUGUGAGCCUGUUUUGAGGUUCAGAUCUCAGAACGGCGAUAGAAACAAUACUGUGGCUUCUGAUUCGACAUUCAGCAGACGCGACAAUUCUAGCAGGAGCUGGACAACCGAGUCUACCUCAGAUGAAGAAAACAUUGACAGAUCGAUGUCGUCUGCCUUCUAUAAAUCUGACGGGGAUGAUGAUAGCUCCGAAGCAGCAGAUUACGCCGAUGCAGAGGAAAAGUUCCUUCAAACUAAUCCGGAUUACUUUGAGAUUCUCUCUCUGGAGAACGUACGUCGUGAGCAGUACCCGAAGCUGUCCCUGAACAAACAUGUAUACAUGGAUUACGCAAGCUUGGCGCUCUCUUCACGAUUCCAGAUAGAAGAGCACAUGAAAAUCGUCACGGCACAAGGUCAUAUGUUCAGUGGGGGACCUGGCUCUUCAGAUGAAUAUGCCGCAAUGGCUCAAGGACGACUUCUGCAAAUGUUUAAGACCAGUAGAUCGGAAUACAGUGUCGUAUUCACUACUGGCUUGAACGCUUCUUACCGUCUGGUCGCGAAUUCGUAUCCUUUCCAGAAAGGCAGUCCGAUUCUGGUCUGUCAGGACAUCCAUGAUUCCGCCAAUCAGCUUAUCGCGGCUGCCUUAAAAUGUGGAGGAAAGCCUGUGUUGGCUCCCCUUGAGGAGACUGACCUUACAAUGGCAAAAUCAACUAUUCGGCCGCUAAUGAAGCGCCACAUAUUUCAAUCAGCUGGAAGCCUCUUUGUGUAUCCUGCGCAAUCAAGCAUCACCGGUAUUCGGCAUUCAAUGCACUGGGUCAACAAGGCGCACAAAUCUGGCUGGCAUGUGCUCGUCGACGCAUCAACGCUGCUUCCAACCGGAACAUUGAAUCUGUCUCAACAUCAACCAGACUUUGUUCUUGGAUCUUUCCAAAACAUCGUUGGGUAUUCAUCUGGCAUGGGUUUCCUGCUGGUCCGAAGGGCAAGCUUUUUGGUAAAUCAUGUCCCACACUCCAACGCAAUCACACUUUCUACGAAGGGGUCUUCUACACAGGGAAAGGAUGUCUACAUUGUUGCCGAAGAUGAAAGCCUCUCAAAACUCUCAUUCGCCUGGCUUGAGUUGGGCCUACAACACUUACAGUCUAUUGGACUGGAUGUGAUAAACACACGUGUUAAGGCGCUCGCGACCUGGAUGGUACAGAAGCUGAAGGGGUUGCGUCACAUUGACCCUGACGACUGGAGCUUGUUGAACGUCUACAGUCCCUACAUGGCAGAAAACCGCGGUAAUAUCAUCUCGUUUAAUGUCCUGGACAGCACAGGGGAGGUUAUCAUGCCAUCGCUGGUGCAGCGAUUGGCAGCUAAGAACCAGAUCACGCUGGCAGUGGGGUCCUUCAACAACCCUGGCGUCGGAAACCUUCUUGGACCAGCGAAGCAGAGAGUACGAAAUAUCAGUGUGUUUGAGCGACCUCCGGAGUUUGAAUGUGUUCAAGUCUCUCUUGGGCCUCUGUCCAACUUUGAAGAUGCCUAUCGAGUGGUACACUUCUUGAGCCUAUUUCGCAACCAAGACUACGUCUCGAUGGAGGCCCUUGGCUUCAUGAAGGAUGUGAAUUAAUCCCAGACACAGGAAUCCGCGGUUCACUUUUAAAAGUAUUCUUUUAUGCUGCUGGAGACGGCGAGGUUUUAAUCCCAUGUUCCACUCGAGGUUUUAAUCCCAUUUUUCCGCCACUCUUCCAGCGUCUAAUGUCUCCGGGAAGGUUUUCAAGAUCUCGACACCAGAGCUGGCGGUGUCAUUCUAUGUGCACGUACAUUAACAGUCAUAUUUUUUCGUGUACUAUCCUGAUAACCCUUCAACAUGUUUCUCAAACUGGAGCACUUUUUACAGCAUAGCUCUCGAGAGAACACCACUUUAGACAUGUGUCGCUGUUUUGUCACCGAUCCGCCAGAUCUGAGCUAUUGUGUAUUUUGCUUACUGGCACAAUAGGAGAUCACCAACAACUGGAGUCUUAACCCAGUAGUGUGCCUAAUCGGCAGCAGAAGUACCUUGGUAGACGGUUACCUUUGUCAUAAGAUUUCAGUCGGGAGGCAGCAAGCAAAAUGAUUCACCUUGCAACGAUGUUCCCUUAGGUACCCUGAAAUGAGUAUAGCUUGUGGAGGCGACACACGUCGUAAAUAAACGCAUGAUUCGUAGGACUGUAAGUCUAGCUUCGAGACGGGUAGUAUAUGGCAAGAUUCAGUUUUUUAAUCCUUUGUAAAAUUGUGGUUCAUUGUACCAAUACUGAAGAGCAAUCCAGCUCGAAAUCUGCAAGCUCAAAAUUUACAAGAUUUUCGUUUA